This is a messenger RNA of Babesia bovis T2Bo, 693 nucleotides long. RefSeq names its product ribosomal protein L17/L22 family protein. Gene Ontology annotation, cellular component: cytosolic large ribosomal subunit; ribosome. The record is from RefSeq and is a predicted model, not a curated record. The transcript has 3 exons. Gene Ontology annotation, molecular function: structural constituent of ribosome. The coding region runs from base 83 to 667 and encodes 194 amino acids. Gene Ontology annotation, biological process: cytoplasmic translation. NCBI's taxonomy places the organism in Eukaryota, Apicomplexa, Aconoidasida, Piroplasmida, Babesiidae.
AGCAAAUAAUCCCCUAAGGUGAAAGGUGUAAUUCAUCUGUCGCGGGGUUUCGGAAUAAUCGGGAUUUAGUAGAGUCAUAACAAUGGUGAAGUACUCAAAGGCUCCUUCGAACAUCUCGAAGUGUGCCCAAGCCAAGGGGUCGCACCUUCGUGUUCACUUCAAAAAUACAUAUGAAACUGCUGAAGCUAUUCGUGGCAUGUCUGUAAAUGCCGCCAAGAGGUACCUCCAGGACGUUAUUGACCACAAACGCUGUGUUCCCUUCCGCAAAUUCAACGGUGGUGUUGGACGAUGCGCUCAGGCCAAGCAGUUUAAGCACACACAGGGUAGAUGGCCUGAGAAGUCUUGCCGUGUUUUGAUUGACCUUCUUGUUAACCUUCAAGCCAAUGCUGAGGUUAAAGGAUUGGAUUCUGAUCAGCUCCACAUCGAGCACAUCCAGGUCAACAGGGCACCACUCGGAAGGAGGCGUUCUUACCGUGCCCACGGAAGAAUCAUUCCAUUCCUAUCCCACCCAUGCCACGUGGAAAUCAUCGCCAUUGAGAAGGACGAAACUGUGCCCAAGUUCGUAGAACCUUCUAAAAAGGUGAUUAAACUUAACAAGCGCCAAUUGGCCAGAUUCAGGCUUAGGGAUGCUAGAAGUGCUGCUAGAGCCGCUUUAAACAAGGCUUGAACACACUUAUAAUCUAAUUUCAUUCC